Molecule: messenger RNA, 489 nt
Organism: Adineta ricciae
Lineage: Eukaryota; Metazoa; Rotifera; Eurotatoria; Adinetida; Adinetidae
Source: the annotation of a GenBank genome assembly
AUGGGCUGCGACAGUAAAUAUGAAUAUUCAACGAAGGGUGGUGCUCUCAAAAGUGCUGAACUAUACGAUUCAUCAACUGGAAGUUGGUCAAACACUCCAAAUAUGAAUGUCGAACGAUAUUAUCAUACAGCAUUACUUUUAUCGAACGGCAAACUAUUGGUGACUGGUGGGCAAAUCGUUAGCAGUGCUGAAUUGUACGAUCCAUUAACUAGCAGUUGGACAAUGACUGGAGCGAUGAGUGGUGCACGAUAUUCUCACACAGCAACAACGUUGUUAAAUGGAAAAGUAUUAGUCACUGGCGGACAAGGUACCAGUGGUGUUUUCAACAGCGCUGAGUUGUAUGACCCAUUAACUGGCAUGUGGACAAUGACGGGAAAUAUGAAUGAUGAACGGUAUCACCACACAGCAUCGAUCUUAUCAAAUGGAAAAGUGUUACUGACAGCCGGAGACGAUAGCGGUGGUCAUUUGAAAAACGCUGAAUUGUAUUGA